Messenger RNA from Branchiostoma belcheri (Belcher's lancelet), 1316 nucleotides. RefSeq names its product transmembrane protein 189-like. The transcript has 6 exons. Gene Ontology annotation, molecular function: oxidoreductase activity. Lineage: Eukaryota; Metazoa; Chordata; Leptocardii; Amphioxiformes; Branchiostomatidae. The record is from RefSeq and is a predicted model, not a curated record. Bases 26 to 889 code for a protein of 287 amino acids.
UUUUGACACUUCCCAAAUUUCCAAGAUGGCAGCGUCUGAAGGUGGAGUUGCCGCCGAUCCCAGUUAUAUCCAGCAAAAUUCCAUGCCUGAAGAUGAUCCGAACAAAAAUGAGCAGCCUCUGUCGGUGGAAGGGAACCAACCGCGCUGGGGGCCCCAACAUGCCGGUGCUAAGGAGCUCGCCAAUCUGUAUUCGGGCGGGAAGCGACUACAAGAGAUCCUUAGUGUCGGGAUGUGCUUCCCCCUGUUAGCUGCCACAUUUGGCUUUCUGUGCUACCAUUUUCAGUGGGACAACUCUCUCGCUAUCCUUCUAUCUGCAGUGGCAGGGAUUGUGACAGCAGACUUCUUCUCUGGCCUGGUACACUGGGGAGCUGACACCUGGGGGUCAAUAGAUGUACCAGUGGUGGGCAAGAAUUUCCUCCGUCCCUUCCGAGAACACCACAUCGACCCGACAGCGAUCACUCGCCACGACUUCAUCGAAACCAACGGCGACAACUGCCUUCUUACCGUCCUGCCUCUAGCUUACCAAGUCUACAAGUUUGUAACCCUGAGCCCCUUAGAGAUCCACAACUCGUACAUGUGGGAGUGCUUCAUCUUCUUCGUAGCCUUCUUCGUGAUGCUGACCAACCAAAUCCACAAGUGGUCGCACACGUACUUCGGGCUGCCGCGGUGGGUGACGUUCCUGCAGGACUACCACCUCAUCCUGCCGCGAAAACACCACCGCAUCCACCACGUCUCACCACACGAGACAUACUACUGUAUAACAACAGGAUGGGUGAACUAUCCUCUGGAGAUGGUAAACUUCUGGUGUCGCCUGGAAGAGCUCAUUACAGCAGUGACGGGGGCCAAGCCGCGGGCUGACGACAUGAUGUGGGCUAAGAAAUCCGACUAACGUACGAUAGGUUGUCGUCCAUAACGUCCCUAUCUCUUCUGCAUUCUACAUUCUACAUAAUAACAUUCUACCAAACUUUGUAUCAAGCUAUAGUGAGUGGAUUAAUAACAGGUGUCAUCGCAAGCCUGUAGUGAUAGAUCUAAAAUUUCUUUUACAUACAGGCUUCACAAUAGGCCACACCCCUGAGGCUUUGCCAAAAAUGUUGUAUCUUGAAGUGUUAAUGGUGAAGUACUACAUGUAGUAUGGUGUGUGUGUUUGCCUUGUCAAUCAUCUGAAAUCUUGCUAUGCAGUGCUUCAGAAGACAUGGGGAAUGUUGUGGACUAGGGCUGCGUACCGGUACAGGGUACCGGUAUUUUAGAAAUUAUUUAGGUACAGGUCCAAAAUCCUAGAACAUCAAUGUACCAAUACUUUACCUGAAUAGACCUGC